This is a messenger RNA of Lytechinus pictus (painted urchin), 760 nucleotides long. RefSeq names its product alcohol dehydrogenase class-3-like. The record is from RefSeq and is a predicted model, not a curated record. Gene Ontology annotation, cellular component: cytosol. Lineage: Eukaryota; Metazoa; Echinodermata; Echinoidea; Temnopleuroida; Toxopneustidae. Gene Ontology annotation, molecular function: zinc ion binding; S-(hydroxymethyl)glutathione dehydrogenase [NAD(P)+] activity. Gene Ontology annotation, biological process: formaldehyde catabolic process. The transcript has 4 exons. Bases 218 to 745 code for a protein of 175 amino acids.
GCCUUUCUUCGGGCGGCCGCAGCGCCGGAAUAUCGGCCGUGGAUGCCCGCCUGCCCGCCUCCGACUCCGCCCCCGUGCCCGCGCGCCGCCGACCGCUCCACGAUACCGCAUGUUUGCUGUACUGGAAUUUCUAACAGGAGUCAGGAGAACAAAUUGUCCGCUUCAUCAAAGCUAAAUUUUACGGUUUCAGAAACUGCCCAAGGAUUACUAAGCUGACAUGGCUGAUAGUACAGUAGGAAAGACCAUCACUUGCCGUGCUGCAGUAGCAUGGGAGCCCAAGAAGCCUCUCUCUCUUGAGGAGGUUGAUGUGGGACCUCCAAGAAAGGGGGAAGUUCGCAUCAAGAUCACAGCUACUGGAGUCUGCCACACCGAUGCUUAUACGCUCAGUGGAGCCGACUCCGAGGGUAAAUUUCCCUGCAUCCUCGGCCACGAGGGAGGUGGCAUCGUCGAGAGUAUCGGCGAGGGCGUCACUUCCGUCAAACCCGGCGACCACGUUGUACCUCUUUACAUUCCACAGUGCUAUGAUUGCAAGUUUUGCAGGAGCAAGAAGACCAAUCUGUGUAGCGUCGUCAGAUCUACUCAAGGAGCUGGAGUGAUGCCCGAUGGGACGUCUCGUUUCACCUGCAAGGGGCAGACUGUUUACCACUUCAUGGGAACGUCCACAUUCACAGAAUACACCGUCGUUGCUGAAAUUUCAGUCGCCAAGGUAACUAACCCAAACAAAUCUUUGUUUCAUUUUCUCUGACCUAUCAUCUCGGUG